This is a messenger RNA of Pecten maximus, 2037 nucleotides long. Its product is annotated as calcium-binding and coiled-coil domain-containing protein 2-like. The record is from RefSeq and is a predicted model, not a curated record. Lineage: Eukaryota; Metazoa; Mollusca; Bivalvia; Pectinida; Pectinidae. The coding region runs from base 57 to 1355 and encodes 432 amino acids. The transcript has 12 exons.
UGAGCUCCUUACCAACAAGAAAAGGAACACCCACCGUGUCAGAACACAAGCCAACUAUGUCCAACAUCGUGAAGGAUUGUGACCUUGACCUUGAAUGUGUUAACCCUGUAGAGGAUUUGGUACUUUUCCAACCCAUCCGGGGCGCCUGUAUCCGAGGUCAGAACAUUGUCGCGAGGUACAGCCUAGGAUCAGAAUUCACACCUUCGAGCUGGGACUGGGUUGGAUUGUUCCAGGAGGGAUGGGACUCCUACCGGGACUACAUCAGCUACCAUUGGGCUCCCUCCACGGUAAUUGACCCCCGGCGCACGAACCGCCGCAGCGUGCUCUUCACGUCAGAAGAUUUUGAGCCUGCCAAGACUCUGGACGACAAUUUCAAAUUCCUUUACGUCACUGCUUGGAAUCACGUAGUUGGCGUGAGCCCAAGCUUCCGUCUUGAAGGGGUCAUAGGAGAAGAUGAAGAUCUAUGCUUCGACCUUUUGGAGAAUUCCAUCGAACGACCUCUCAAUACGAAUUUGUUGGCGAAAAGGAAGUUUUCGGCCCUUGAACUUUUCCCUGACAAAGGUGAUCUACAUUUUGAUGUACUUGAAAGGAGUCUUCAAGGUGUCAAAAAACCCAAGUCCUCCUUGAAGCCCUUCACUUUUGUCCACCCUCUUGCGUCAGCUGACAUUUGUCACCCCCUGAAACUUGAUGGCGAUUUGGAAUUUGAUCUGCUGGAAAACAUGGUUUGUCAACAGCAACAGCAUAUGCAAGAACAGGAAAAUCAGAAAAACACAGAGUCAACAGAAAGUAACGUAGCCGAUAACCGACUUGCUGUUUCCAAGGCUGUGGCAAAGAAAGAAAAAGUAUUGACAGUUGUGAGAGACCAUGAAACCUUGAUGAGCACAUUUGGCCCUGAGAGAGAACUUGCUCCUGAUAUGCUUCAGCUGCUCUAUUUGUACCCGGUCGUGAGGAAUUAUGUGGAGAACAAAGAAAGAUCCGUCGUUCCUUACGACGUACCAAAGCCGAUCUUCGAUAUCAACACAAUCGCUACCCCUCCAAAAGUCACAGAGAUGCCGCAGGACCAGAGUAAAUCGGAAGCCAAUAUCCCUGAGCUUGAGUUUCCAGUUCGCCUUCCCAUAAUGCCUGGACCUAAAAGCGUUCUUUUGAACAUGGGAGAAAGUUCCAAACGAUGCAAAACAUGUGCAUUCGGAAAGACAACAGCUACUGACUUCAUUCGUCAGGAAGAGCGUGCAGACAAGGCAAUGAACAAACUCCGGGAGGAAAUCAGGAGUCUGAAAAAACAAAUACAGCAUGCAAAAACACAAAAGAAAGCUGAUCGCCAAGCAAAAAGACAUUCGUUACCGCGAAGCGAUUGAGACCAGAUCCGUUCUCCAAGAAACCGUUCGGUCGCUUAAGGAAGAACUUCAUGAGGCACGAAAGGCAGCACAGGAAUCUGCAGUGAAGGUCCAAUUGAAACUGUCUCCGGGGUCACUGACAGAUAAUUACCUGAUGGAUGCAUUCCUUCUCCUGCAAGAGAGGGGUUACAAACUACUUGUGGACAACUAUGGAGGUAAACACGCCCUUGUAGAUCUGCACCGGGGUAACAGCCACGAAAAUGGCUGGAUGACAAGGAGCCCCAAAAGAAUGACACGAAUGCGCUCAGUGAUAGGCAACCAAUCGUCAACAAUACAGAACCUUGCCGGCGCCGUAAUUGCGCUGCGGGAGAGUGUCUCCCGACAUACAAGUACCGUGCAGAAUCUAAGACAACAGGUUGUGACUUUGGAAAAUGCCAACAAAGAUAAAGACCGGAGAAUAGUAGAAAUGACAAGGCGCAUCCGGGCUCUUCUCAGUUCUCGUGGUAAAGAUCUCACCAAUGAGUGGCGUCUCUUCGCCAGGAAAAUUAGAGAACCUGCCGAGUCUGUUGUUAAAGCGAAAGUAGCCUCUAGAAAAUACGGACUUAGGAAAGGGAAAGCUGCUUCGAGUGCUUCCAAACAAGUUGUGAAGUUUGCGCCGUAUACGUCAAAGAAAACAGAUGACACGUGCAGCACAGUUCCGACA